Messenger RNA from Penicillium argentinense, 1713 nucleotides. Its product is annotated as C6 zinc finger domain protein. Lineage: Eukaryota; Fungi; Ascomycota; Eurotiomycetes; Eurotiales; Aspergillaceae. The record is from RefSeq and is a predicted model, not a curated record. Gene Ontology annotation, molecular function: DNA-binding transcription factor activity, RNA polymerase II-specific; zinc ion binding. Gene Ontology annotation, biological process: response to xenobiotic stimulus; regulation of DNA-templated transcription. The transcript has a single exon. The coding region runs from base 1 to 1713 and encodes 570 amino acids.
AUGUCGACUAUAAUUGCCAAGCGCAAGCGUGCAAUGAAGGCAUGCAUCCCUUGCCAUCAGCGCAAGCGAAAAUGCGACACUGUGUAUCCUUGUGGCACGUGUUCCACCUACGGAUACACCUGCAGGUACAUCAACGACAACUCUCCGCUUGCACCCAAGCGCAUAAUCGACGGUGACAAUCGUCUGGCGAAUCUGUCCGCCACAGACCACAGUCCGACCAGCCGGUCUCAAGGGGAUGGCUCGUCGACGAAGAGUCCCACCGUCGUGGCCGGCGCGUCUCCGGGCAUCUUCGACGAGCAGAAAUUCAGAUACUCCGGGGCAUCGGCGGCCAUGGCAUUCCCGCACAUCCUGAGUGUCGCUCUCGGUUCCGACAGCCCUCCAAAGACGCGGUCGUUCGCUUACAACUUUGGCAUUCGCCCCGAGGAGGCAUCUAACGCUCACUGCUUUUUGGGAAACCUCAUCUCGGAGGAAGACCUUUGCUACUUCUCGGGUAUAUACUUCUCGGUACUAGGCCCCAUCGGCGACGUAAUGGACCCAAGAAUCUACGCUCAGCGAUGUCGGAAUUAUUACCAUAGUCCCCGCAGCAACACAGACACCAGCAACACGGUCGCCUUUGCCGCUGUUGCCGCUGGCAUUGCUGCUCUCGGAUCGUUCCUAUCUCCCAAAAGACACCCGAGGGAGUCUGACCUGAUACAGCACGCCAAAUCCGUCCUCGAUGACCCGUCCUCUAUGCGUUUGCAUGGCAUCGACCAUAUCGUCGCGUGGGGUAUGCGAGUGCUUUACCUACGGGCCACAACCCGGCCCAGCAAUGCUUGGAUCGCUUCGUGCACGCAAAUGCACCUCUGCGAAGCAAUAGGGCUGCACGAGGAAGACAACAUCAAGAAAAUAGCGUCCAUCGCUGGCGCCGCUGUUCUUGGACAUGAUGAGGACCGGCUGAGGAGAAUUUUCUGGAUCUCAUGGGCUGGACAUAACAUGUUGUCCUAUGAGUACGAUCGUUCGCCUGUAGGAUUUCGGGUCGUCACUUGCCAGCCUAUCAUCGGAAUACCAGGGUCCGUUGCCGAUCAGUUCGUACAACUGAUCCAAAUCAUUCCAUCGCCUAAUUCUCCGUUCCAGCAUAAAUCGCAGCCUUCAACUCCGAGUGAAGAGCUAUUUCAACGACUCAAGGCGCUGGAUGAGCUCAAAGUUACCCAUCCGUUUCUCGUGGUGACCAAGGCUGAUAUUGCGUUCUGCUUCUAUCGACGCCUUUACCAGCUCAAGAUCCGCGUACCGGACGAUAUCAUUGAGCGCGUCAUUGAUAGCGGCAAUUCCGCAGUGGAGGCGGCCGAGCGGCAAGCUAGCCAGGGUCAUCUGUUCUGGAACGUCAUUGGCAGCGUCUUCCAAUAUACAUGCAUCCUGUUGGCCAUCGACACGCCAGCGGCCUCCGCCCACAUCGGCGCCGCUUUCAAGGGCCUGGAGAACCUUGUCCAGGCUGCUGAUACAGGACUGACGCGUGAGGCAUUGUCGAUGGCGCGGCACCUGCUCAGCCUUAGUAUGGCAAAGAAGCGAAAAGAACUUACCCAGCUAAAAGCUGUCGAGGCGGGAUAUGAAUUCUUUCAGACACAGCCGGCAUCCGAGGCCAACACCGCGGUGCCAGACAUAGAUUGGGAUUUGGACUGGGAUCAAUUCUUCAUCGAGCCAUAUCUGACCAUGCUCGGCUCUGACCUCCAGUUCUAG